Molecule: messenger RNA, 1652 nt
Organism: Gastrolobium bilobum
Lineage: Eukaryota; Viridiplantae; Streptophyta; Magnoliopsida; Fabales; Fabaceae
Product: kinesin-like protein KIN-14B
Exons: 6
Coding region: 1-1437 (478 amino acids)
Source: RefSeq, a predicted model, not a curated record
AUGAGGUCGAAGAAAGGUGCUAAAGGUUGGAUGAUGAUUAAAGUGGAUCUAGAAAAAGCAUAUAACAGAAUUAGUUGGGACUUUCUUCGAGAUACUCUGCAGGAUGUGGGGUUUCCUCCAAAUAUCAUAAACCUUGUUAUGUGGACAUUGGACCUUGGCAAGUAUUUGGGUAUUCCAAUUCAGCAACGAAGAAUUGGGAAGGCGACAUUUAGUCACAUCCUAGAUCGAGUUCACUCUAGGAUUAAUGCUUGGAAUCACACUAGUCUUUCCCUGGCUGGUCGAAUUACUCUCUCUAAAGUUGUUCUCUUAGCUAUACCAGCUUACGUGAUGCAAGUCUCAGUCGUUCCCCUUGGAGUUUUUGAUGAGAUUGAAAAACAAAUUAGGAGUUUUGUGUGGGGCUCAACUAGAUCAACUAAACGCCCACAUCUGGUUGCGUGGGAUCAACUGUGCAUGAAUAAAGAUCAAGGUGGCCUGGGUCUGAGGAAAAUGAAGGACUUUAACAGGGCAUUUAUUAUGAAAGUUGGAUACGGGAUCCUCUCCAAUCCUGACGCGCUCUGGGCUAAAGUAUUAAGGAGUAAAUAUAAGGAUAUUGCUGGUACCUUGGCAACAGAAGAGGCUGAGGAUUCAGCACAAGUGGGCAAGUUGCGUUCAGCUCUAGAAUCCGUUGAUCUCAAAAGAAGAAAGAUUUUGCAACAAAUGAGAAGUGAUGUAGCGUUAUUAUUGGAAAAUGGUGGUUCACCUAUUCAAAGUCCUUCUUCUGCAGCUGAAGAUGCACGAUUAGCAUCUCUCAUUUCACUUGACGGCAUAUUGAAGCAAAUCAAGGAUAUAACAAGACUUUCUACUAUGAACACCAUCGGGAAAAGUAAGAAAAGAACAGUGCUUGUUUCUCUUGAUGAACUAACAGAACGAAUGCCUUCGCUUCUUGAAAUUGAUCAUCCAUGUGCUCAGAGGCACAUUGCAGAUGCUUGCCGCAUGGUUGAGUCAAUUCCUGAAGAAGAUGACCGCAUUCAAGAUUUAUCACAUGCUCGCAAGCCAUCAACUGAUGUGGGCUCUGGAUCUGGAACUGAUGUGGCACAGUGGAACGUGCUUCAAUUUAAUACAGGCAAUACCUCACCAUUUAUAAUCAAAUGUGGAGCAAACUCAAAUUCAGAACUAAUAAUUAAAGCUGAGGCUCGAGUUCAGGAACCUAAUGGAGGUGAGAUUGUGAGGGUUGCCCCUAGGCCGUCCAUUUUGGAAAAUAUGAGCUUGGAGGAAAUGAAGCAAGUAUUUGCUGAACUACCUGAUGCUUUAAGCUUGCUUGCCCUGGCAAGGACUGCAGAUGGAACUCGAGCACGGUAUUCUAGAUUAUAUAGGACCUUGGCUAUGAAGGUUCCAUCCCUUAGGGAUCUCGUCAUUGAGCUUGAAAAAGGGGGUUCACUGAAAGAUGUGAGAACUUAACCUUCAAGGGCAAUAUGAUCAUGAACUAUACAUUAUAGGCCUCGAGUAGGUUGCUUGUGAAGGCUUCGGCUUUUGGGCGUUGAUUGAGUAGUGGGGGAACCACUGUACAAUCCUUGUUCUGCAUGCAUGUUUCCAUAUUUGGUUGUAAUUAUUUCAGUAUUUCUUAUCCUGCAAUUUUGUUUAUGAAGUGUAAUUUAUCCAAAAUGCCCGAGUCC